CUAGGCAUCCCUUGCAUUUUGAUUUCUUGACUAUUUUCAUUCCCAAAAUGAUUAGCACCCACUUAUUUAUGUCCACUGUUCAUCUCCUCCUGAUUUUUUUCUUCUCUUUCUUUGGAACUGCAUCCUAUCUACGAGUUAUUCAACCUGUUUCAUGCACUAAAAACCCUAUUUUCAAAUGCUCUGAAAUGGAGACAAAAGCCCUUCUUAGCUUCAAAGAAGGUCUCACAGAUCCAUCGGGUCGUCUCUCGUCUUGGGUUGGUGAGGAUUGCUGCAACUGGACAGGCGUUGGCUGUGACAAUUCCAUAGGUCAUGUCGUCAAACUCAACCUCAGAAACUCAUUACCGGUGAUUGAAUCAGAAUUUAUUGAAUAUGAGGAUGACUAUGAUGAAAUAGUAAAAGCUUACGAGAAGUCGUGCUUGGAGGGUAAGAUAAGUCCUUCAUUACUCAAUUUAAAGCAUUUGAGUUACUUGGACCUAAGCCUGAAUAAUUUUAGUGGAAACACUAUUCCAAAGUUUUUGGGUUCCCUUGAGAGUUUGAUGUAUCUCAAUCUCUCUUUCUCAAUGUUUGCCGGAGUUGUUCCUCCCCAUCUUGGGAAUCUAUCAAGGCUGCAAUAUCUAGAUCUUAAUUCAUUAGAUUUGGAAGUCAAAAGCCUGGAGUGGUUGGUUGGUUUUCCAUCUCUAAGGUACCUUAAUCUGGGAUAUGUAAAUCUUGAGAAAGUACCCCAUUGGCUUCAUUCAGUUAAUAUGCUCCCUUCCUUGGUGGAGUUGCACCUAUUUGACUGUGGACUCACUAGUCUUCCUCACUCUGUUUCCUCCAACAACUUGACAUUGCUUUCAGUCCUUGAUCUCUCUCACAACAAUUUGAACUCCUCCAUACCUCACUGGUUGUCAAAUGUGAGUAGCCUUUCAACAAUAAAUCUUGGGUACAAUUCACUUAGAGGUGCUAUUCCAGAUGGUAUGGGACAUCUAGCCAACUUGCGCAGCUUGGAAUUAGCUUACAACGUUCUAAUUGGAAAGAUACCGAGUUCAUUUUCAAACCUUUGCAACUUGCAAACAUUAAAGCUGUAUUCCACCAACAUAAGUGGGGAGGUAGUUGAGUUUUUGGAUGGCUUGUCUCAAUGUUCCAACAGUAGCCUUGAGUAUCUAGAUUUGAGUGAAAAUAUCUUCCUUGGGGGGAACUUGCCCUAUUCAUUGGGAGGUCUCAAGAAUUUGAAAACUAUUUACCUCUUUGAAAGCUCUUUUGGGGGUUCAAUUCCAGAUUCUAUUGGAAACUUGACGUCAUUGCAAACACUUUACCUCUCUCUAAGCUCUGUUGGGGGUUCAAUUCCAGAUUCUAUUGGAAACUUGACGUCAUUGCAAACACUUUACCUCUCUCUAAGCUCUGUUGGGGGUUCAAUUCCAGAUUCUAUUGGAAACUUGAUGUCAUUGCAAGAACUUUACCUUUACCUCUCUGGAAGCUCUGUUGGGGGUUCAAUUCCAGAUUCUAUUGGAAACUUGACGUCAUUGCAAGAACUUGACCUCUCAUAUAAUCAAAUGAACGGAGUCAUUCCAGAAAGCAUCGGGAAACUGUCAAUGCUUGUUUCACUGAGCCUUUCUUCGAAUCCUUGGGAAGGUUUCCUAACUGAAGCUCAUUUUCAAAAUCUCACCAGAUUAAAAUUUCUUGACUUGAGUGUGGAACUUUUGGCAAACUAUACAUUGGUUUUUAAUGUCAAACACGACUGGGUUCCUCCUUUUAAGCUAAGAAGAAUUUAUUUACGUAACAUGAAGAUCGGCCCAAAGUUUCCAGCAUGGCUACAAACACAAAAUAAACUCAUCGAGAUUGGGCUCGACAAUGUUGGCAUUUCGGACACCAUUCCACAUGGCCUUUGGAAGUCCUGCCCAAACGUCACUUCUUGGAGUCUAUCCGGUAACAAGCUGCGUGGGCAGGUACCAUACUUUCAAUUUCACCCUUCGGCAGCUUAUUUUGAUUUGAGUUCCAACAACUUAGAGGGUCCACUUCCUCUUUUUCGUAGUAAUUUGUCUUUUCUACUUCUUCAAAACAAUAUGUUUUCUGGAGCUAUUCCUGAAAACAUAAGUGAACUAUUGCCCAAGUUAUCUUGGUUGGACCUUUCUUCAAAUUCAAUUACUGGUAGGAUUCCCCACUCUAUUGGAAUGCUUAAGGAAUUGACAGGUCUUGUUUUGAGAAAUAAUUCCCUAUCCAGGAAACUCCCCCCUCAUUGGAAGGAUUUACGGAAGUUAGUGGUGUUGAACUUAGCAGAGAACAAUAUAUCUGGCAGUGUUCCAAGUUCAAUGCAAUAUUUGAAAUCACUACAGCAAAUAUCAUUGAGCCAAAAUCAUCUUGAAGGAGAGCUUCCUUUUUUCUUUAGAAACUAUAGAUACUUGGGAUUCCUUGAUCUUGGAGGAAACAAGUUCUCUGGAAAACUUCCAGCAUGGAUAGGAGAAAGUUUAUCAUCUUUAGUGAAGUUAAGCCUACGAUCCAACUUGUUUCACGGGAACAUACCACCUCAAUUAUGUCUACUUUCAAGUCUUCAGAUCCUAGACCUUGCAAAUAAUGAUUUUUCAGGAGCAAUCCCUCAAUGUUUAGGAAACUUCAGUGAUGAUGGAUAUAGUCGUUAUUAUAACUAUAGUGAUCAGGAAAUGCUGCUAGUUUCUAAAGGAAGAGAAUAUCUAUUUGGUUGGUCUAUUAUUCGUUUUUUCCAUUCCAUAGACCUUUCGAAUAAUAAUUUAUCCGGAGAAAUACCUGGUAAUAUAACAAGCCACUUAAGAUUGGUCAACUUGAAUUUAUCAAUGAAUCAUCUUAUUGGAAGAAUUCCAGAAAAAAUUGGGGAUUUACACAUGUUAGAGUCACUUGAUCUCUCAAUAAAUGAGCUUUCUGGUCCUAUCCCUGAAAGUUUGUCUUCUUUGACCUUCUUAAAUCACUUGAAUUUGUCGUUCAACAACUUGUCUGGAAAAAUUCCAAAUGGGAAUCAACUUCAAACAUUGAAUGACUCUUCUAUAUAUGAAGGUAACUCUUUACUCUGUGGGCCUCCUCUUUCAACCAAAUGUUCAGAAGAUGAAACUAAACCUAGAGUAGCCAAGGAAAAUGGAAGGGGAAUUGAGUCAAUCUCGUUCUACGUUAGCAUGGUAGCGGGGUUUAUUUUCGGUUUUUGGGGAAUUUGUGGCACAUUGAUAAUCAAAACAUCAUGGAGACAUGCUUACUUUCGAAGCUUUGAUAAUUUGAAAGACAAGAUUGCUAUGUUCGUCGUGGUCAAAAUUGUUCACUUGCUCAGGAAGGUCAAGUAA
This is a messenger RNA of Alnus glutinosa, 3281 nucleotides long. RefSeq names its product receptor-like protein EIX2. The coding region runs from base 48 to 3281 and encodes 1077 amino acids. The transcript has a single exon. The record is from RefSeq and is a predicted model, not a curated record. Gene Ontology annotation, molecular function: protein binding. NCBI's taxonomy places the organism in Eukaryota, Viridiplantae, Streptophyta, Magnoliopsida, Fagales, Betulaceae.